This is a messenger RNA of Erigeron canadensis, 975 nucleotides long. Its product is annotated as transcription factor ALC. NCBI's taxonomy places the organism in Eukaryota, Viridiplantae, Streptophyta, Magnoliopsida, Asterales, Asteraceae. The transcript has 5 exons. Gene Ontology annotation, molecular function: protein dimerization activity. The record is from RefSeq and is a predicted model, not a curated record. Gene Ontology annotation, cellular component: nucleus. The coding region runs from base 16 to 768 and encodes 250 amino acids.
AUCAAAAUUAACUCAAUGGCCAACAUGUACAACACACAACCAUCAACUUGUUCUUCAUACUCUCCAUCUCUUGAAGCUGAACGCACCGAUGAAAUUUCCAUUCUACUUGGUCAAAUUAUUUCUAAAUCAUCUUCUUCUUCGUCGUCUUCUUCGCCGUAUUCAAGUACUCUCAAACAAAUGAAACCACCUCAUUUGUCUGGGCUACAUAACGUUAUCCCCACAUUAUCUUCUUCUGCUGCUGCUGCUGCUGCAAACAUUUCAGAAAAGCUAGAUGACUAUGACUGCGAAAGCGAGGACGGAUUGGAGAACUUGAUGGAAGAAAUGGUUGCAAAGCAAAACCUUCGACGUAAUCCAUCAAAACGAGCACGAGCUGCAGAGGUUCAUAACAUGUCGGAAAAGAGGAGGAGAAGCAGAAUAAAUGAGAAAAUGAAGAUCUUGCAAACACUCAUCCCCAAUUCAAAUAAGACGGAUAAGGCUUCUAUGCUGGAUGAAGCUAUUGAAUAUCUGCAGCAGCUCCAGCUCCAAGUACAGAUGUUAACCAUGAGAAACGGAAUAAACUUGCACGCACCACAUGGCAUUCUUCAGCCGAACCAUAGACCCUCUGGUUUUCACCAAGGAACCCACUCCACAAACAUCACCGGGAACCAAGAAAUGCUCGUGAACCCAAUGCUUGCCCUUCCCGUUCAAUGUGCCGGCCAAAAUCAGCCACCAAUACUUGACUUUUCGCGUACAAUCAAUCAAAACUCUUCUCAGCUUGGAUCAUUUUAGUUUGUGAUUCUUAAAAAGCAUUGAUUGUGAGGCAAAACAUAUUGUAUCCAAUGCUAUUAUUGUUGUGGUCCAGCUUCUAAGUGUUUUGUUUUAGCUUUUUAACCGAGGAUUUGAUGUUAUCGUCCAUCAAAAUUGAUAGGAUUGUUGACAGAAUCAGUGUUAGAUGUGUUACCCUUUUCUAAUGUAACAUUUGAAUGUCUUUCUUAA